UGCUGUGACACGUAAUGUGCGUCACGCCGACGACGCCCGAAGGGCACAGAUCUAAGGGUCGGGAGGACGUUCGGCCUCUGUGAGCCGCAGCCUUUUCGAGGGAGCGGUUGUGUGUUCGCCAUCUUAGGAAGAAGAUGUUCUCGUCCGUGGCGCAUCUGGCGCGGGCGAAUCCAUUCAACGCGCCCCACCUGCAGCUGGUACACGAUGGCCUCGCGGGCCCCCGCAGCAGCCCCGCGGGGCCCCCGGGCCCGCCCCGCCGUUCCCGCAAUCUGGUAGCAGCCGCUGUGGAAGAGUACAGUUGCGAAUAUGGCUCCAUGAAGUUUUAUGCACUGUGUGGCUUUGGUGGGGUCUUAAGUUGUGGUCUGACACACACUGCUGUUGUUCCUCUGGAUUUAGUGAAGUGCCGUAUGCAGGUUUGUAUUGAGAUGGCAACAUUGAAUGUAUCUAUCAUGUGUGACUUAAUUCCAAAUAAUUUUAAAAGGACUUCACAAACGAGAAAAUUUGAAGACAUCACAACUGCUAGAAACUUUUGUAGGAAACCAAACCCAAGUGUUCUUAACUCAUGAUCUUUAUUUUAAUUAGUGUUUUAAAUUGAAGAAAUGCCUCUUUUAAAAAUAAGAUUGUAGGCAGAUUUUUGGAUCUCAAACCCUGGCUGUAAAUGCUAUUUUGGUGCUGUGCUCAGUUCUGACAAGCGUUCCUCUUCAAGGCCUACUGGUUCUUUAUGCUCCCAAAUAGUCAUUUUACAAGCAGUUAGAUAUUAGAGUAGAUAAUCCUCCUUAGGUUU
Molecule: messenger RNA, 784 nt
Organism: Leptonychotes weddellii (Weddell seal)
Lineage: Eukaryota; Metazoa; Chordata; Mammalia; Carnivora; Phocidae
Source: RefSeq, a predicted model, not a curated record